Schizophyllum commune H4-8 is the source of this 1561-nucleotide messenger RNA. RefSeq lists its product as uncharacterized. Bases 1 to 1230 code for a protein of 409 amino acids. The record is from RefSeq and is a predicted model, not a curated record. Lineage: Eukaryota; Fungi; Basidiomycota; Agaricomycetes; Agaricales; Schizophyllaceae. The transcript is spliced from 9 exons.
AUGUCAUCGGCUGAGGCAUCGACAUCACUCGAGCCCUCGACGACUCCUCUCGAGGACCCCUUGACUGCGUCGACUGUUCCAUCCCCGGCACUUCGCCCAGCGUCUUCCAAGGACCUUCCGCCUCCUCAUGACCCACUCGCCGCUCUCUGGCACGAGGCCAUCGCGAGGUACAAGAACGACACCGGUAUCGAUCUUUGCGCGGAAGGCGGUGUCCGCCUCGAGUCGGGUACUGCGAUCCAGCGCUUCCUUGACGAGAAUCAAGAAAAGUUCGACUCCUUCCACGACGGCGGCGCUGCACGCCUUCGCCGAGCACUCACGCCAGUCGUCACAGCCUUUGGACCACUGUGUGCGAUCGCCGGCGAAGGAGUUGGCCUGGUGUUCGAGCCCGGCAAAAUAGUAUUCUCUGCGGUCGGCGAGCUAUGCAAGGCUGCCGUAGAGGUCGGCGAAGAGCUGGACGCAAUCUCGGACGCCUUCGACACCAUGGCGCACCACCUUCGCAUACUCAAACCGGUGGCCGCGCGGGAUGUGCUGAAGGACGAUGCUUUGCGAGAAGCGUGCGUAAAGCUGCUCUCUCAAAUCCUGGUCGUCCUCGGCGUGAUACAGAAGGUUCGCAAACAAGGUCGACUCGUGCUAUGGCUCAAGAAGCUCGCUAAGUCCACGGAGGUGACCUCCGCUUUAGCGGACCUCAGUCGGCUGGCGAGCCACCAUCAUGAGACUGUGACUGCGGUGACGCUGUAUACAGCGAAAGAGACUAUGGCCCUCCUGACGGAGAGCGAAGCUUGGAAUAAAGAAGUGCAAGGGGUAACUCGGGCGUCCCUCGCUAAGAUUACCAAGGUUGCGCAAGAUAUCUACGCCAUGCUACGUGAGAACACCGCCUUGUCUCAGGAUGAGCGCAACGCGAAUCGAAUAAUGCUGGAGAAUAUACAAGUCAUGUUCCUCCAGCAGGUCAACGAGAUCAGCAUCGAUAGGAAGACUGCUGAUCUCGAGAAGAUAUAUAGUUGGCUCCAGUACCCGGAGUCCUCGUUCAAGAUGAACAACCUUCUUGACAACCGUGCAUCAUCGACCGGGUCGUGGUUCCUCGACGGCGAUGAAUUUGCAGCAUUCAAGAAGGGUAUGAACAGGUCGUUGUGGCUGCAUGGAAUAGCGACCGACACUGAGGGUAAUUUAGAGCUGCAGCCGUUCGGGACCUGCAAGCGGAGGCCGCGUCCGGAGCCGCUUCCCUGGUUCUGACUCAUCUCUUCGAUACAACGGGCUCCAUUUCACGUGAUCUACGCGCGCUGCUCUCUUCCUUGCUUUGCCAGCUCGCAUACCACAUAACCGAAUGCGCGACCCAGUUGCACAAGCUGCGCGUCAGGUCUUCGGUCGGCUACGCUCAGAUAUCUCUCGAGGCGAUGCGGCAUGCUUUGGACGUUGCCCUCAAAGCUACAGAUUUGCAUGUGUUCAUCAUCGUGGAUGCGCUGGACGAGGCCGAUGACCCUGCCAUCAUUCCAUUUCUCUCUCAGCUGCUCGAUCACAGCAACGUAUCACUGAUGGUGUCAAGUAGGUACGAAGUUACCUUUCG